This is a messenger RNA of Conger conger (European conger), 2574 nucleotides long. Its product is annotated as fatty-acid amide hydrolase 2-A-like. The transcript is spliced from 11 exons. The coding region runs from base 145 to 1728 and encodes 527 amino acids. The record is from RefSeq and is a predicted model, not a curated record. Lineage: Eukaryota; Metazoa; Chordata; Actinopteri; Anguilliformes; Congridae.
AAAGCCAACUAGGUAAAGUAGCAGCUCAGUCAGAGCUGACCACAAUUAAUAUGUAGCAGCCCGUUGCAUGCUGGGAACCGCGUUGCUGUAAUUCAUGCGAUCCAGGAAAGGAAACACUUGUUGUGCCAGACUGAGUCGUCCAGCAUGGCGCUGACCCGGUUCGAAUGGUUCUUAUCUUGGGUGCUGCGCGCAUGCAUGGGGCUUCUUUUCGCCCUCUUUCACCUGCUCGCGCCCCGGCAGUCUGACGGCUCCGCGAAACUGCCUCCCGUCACAAACCCACUGCUGAUGAUAUCGGCGACACAGCUCGCAAAAAAGAUCCGCCGAAAGGAGGUGACUAGUGUAGAGGUGGUGCAGGCUUAUAUCGAUCGCAUUCAGGAAGUCAAUCCCCUGAUUAACGCCAUGGUUAAAGACAGGUUCAGUGAAGCUCUACAGGAGGCUGCUCAGGCUGACAGGCUGGUGCAGGAGCAGCAGGGGGGAGAGGAGGUCCUGCAGCAGCAGCGCCCUCUGCUGGGUGUUCCCCUCACUGUCAAAGAGUCCUUCAGCCUGCAGGGUAUGCCAAACACCACGGGACUGGUGUCGAGGAGGGGUGUGGUUUCCGAGGGCGACGCCCCCCCUGUAGCGCUGCUGAAGAGGGCGGGGGCUAUUCCGCUGGGCGUGACCAACUGCAGCGAGCUGUGCAUGUGGCUGGAGUCUCACAACCACCUGUAUGGGGUCACCAACAACCCCUACAACACCCAGCACAUACCGGGGGGCAGCUCAGGAGGGGAGGGAAGUAUUCUGGCGAGUGCCGGCUCAGUCAUCGGCGUGGGCUCAGAUAUCGGGGGCAGUAUCCGCCUGCCCGCCUUCUUCAACGGCAUCUUCGGGCACAAACCCACACCAGGUGUGGUGUGUAAUGAAGGUCAGUUUCCCCCUGCCUCGGAGCAGCAGCAGAGCUUCCUGUGCACAGGCCCCAUGUGCCGCUACGCUGAAGACCUGCUCCCGCUGCUCAGCAUCAUGGCAGGACUCAACGCAGAACAGCUGUCUCUGUCCUCGGAGGUGGACCUCAGAAAGCUGCGUUUUUUCUCGGUCCUUCAUGACGGCGGCUCCCCACUCCUGUCUCCUGUGGACAAACAGCUCCUGCACGCUCAGACAGAGGUGGUGCAGCGCUUGGAGGCAGACUUGGGGGUGAGGGUGGAGCCGCUGCAGCUCCCCCAGCUCAGAUACUCCUUCCAGAUCUGGGCAGCGCUGAUGGGGGCCCCAGGCACAGACGGGAAGCCUCCCAGGGCCUUCGCAGAGCUGAUGGGUGGAGCCAGCGGGAGGGUGUGGCCUAUCUGGGAGGUAGCCAAGUGGAUUCUUGGACGGUCAUCUCACACCAUGGCUGCUAUUGGUCUGGCUCUAAUAGAGAUGAGGCAGGGCCCUCCCUCGCGCUUCGUCCUGCAGCAGAAGCAGGAUCUCCAGGCCCAGCUGGAGGAGCUGCUGGGUACAGAUGGGGUUCUGCUGUACCCCACCCACCCACACAUCGCCCCCAAACACCACCACCCCCUCUUCACCCCCUUCAACUUCGCCUACACAGGGAUCUUUAACAUCCUGGGGCUGCCGGUUACCCAGGCUCCGCUGGGCCUCAGCAGGGAGGGGCUUCCCCUGGGGCUUCAGCUGGUUGCUGGGAAACGGCAGGAUCACCUGACCCUGGCCGUCGCCCGACACUUGGAAAGAGCCUUCGGGGGCUGGAGGGACCCUGGGAGUGCGUAAACACACACACACACACACACACACACACACACACUAGACACACGCUACACACUACAUACAUUAUACACACACACACACUACACACACACUACACACUAAAUAUAUUAUACACACACUACAUACAUUAUACACGGACACACUACACACCUUAUACAUGCACUACAGACACACACACUACAUACAGACACUACAUACAUUACACACACACUAGACACACUACACACUAAAUAUAUUAUACACACACUACAUACAUUAUACACAGACACACUACACACCUUAUACAUGCGCUACAGACACACACACUGCAUACACACACUACAUACAUUAUACACACACACGCAGUACAUACACACACACUAUAUAUAUUAUACACACACACUCCACACACAAUGUACACACAACAGAUGACAACCACUAUAAACAGAAAGUGUUUGUACGUUGUAUGUUGUACGUCACUUUGGAUAAAUUUUGUAAUGUAAAACACAUAAUGCUGACAGAUUAAAAGGUAACUAUUGCUAAACUACUACUAAACUGAAGAUUUACAUUCAUCUGUGUAAAAUGUACCCAAUAAUUUGAUUUGCCGAGAAUCAAAACUGUUUGUUAUGAAUAAUGUGAUGUUAUAUUCUGAUUUAGAGACUAUAUUCUGCAAAGAGACAUGAAUAAAAAGGUGAAGCAUAUAACCUGGUUCAGUAGUAGAGAGAGCAGUUUGGUAGGUAGGAAGUUAUCACAUAUUCUUCCUGUGAAUUACAAUUCCCCCUUGAUUUACAGUGAAACUGCCUUAUAUUGUUGUGGCUAAAUUACAUUUAUGUAUAAACCACUGAUUAAACAAAACCGUAAUCCUCUGAA